CAAAAGUGACAUUUUUAAAAGUUUUUCUACCUUUUGUGAAAAUGUAAUAAGACAAAUCAUUCCGAAUUACUAAAAUUAUCAAAAAAAUGGCAUUCUUAGAGUGGCGUUGGUUUAAUUUCUUUGAUCUCAAACAAAAUAUUGAUAGAUUUAAAGUCUCCGAAGCUCUAGGGGAGGCAACUGUAACCGCGUAUUCUAGUGGAAAUGGACAUAUCGUUCUGGGUGAUACAAAUGGCUUUGUACAUUUAGUUUCAAGAGCUUGGAAUAUUAUUUCGUUUAAAGGAUAUGAGACUACAAUAUCACACACGGUUCAAUUAAAACAAUCACCGAUUUUGGUUACAAUUGGGGAAGAUGAAUCAGGUCUAAAUGCAUUAGUAAAAGUAUGGGAUACCGAGAAAUUGGAUAAAAAUGAUACACCCAUGUGUGUACGAAUUUUACGACCACCACCAAUGGAACGGAAUUAUGGGGCACGUCCACCCAUUGCUACUGCUGUAUGUGCUCAAAGUAAUUUACUUGUGGUCGGUAUGAGUGACGGUACAAUAUGGUUACGUCGUGGCGAUUUAACACGUGAUCGAGGCACAAGACAACGUACAAUGCGUGAUGUUAAAGAAGCCAUUACCGGAUUAGCUAUACGUACGACACAAGCGAAACAAACUUUUCUAUUUGUUUCGACCACUGCAAACGUUUUCUUGUAUAAUAUAACCGUUAAGGAUAAAGAAUUUCAGACUUCAUUGGAUAGUAUUGGAUGUACUCAACGCUGUAGCAUUUUAGCUGAAACAUCUUCACAAGAGAGUCAUUUUAUGAUUGCCAGAGAUAAUGCUGUAUAUUGCUACACACCGGAUGGACGUGGACCUUGUUAUGCGGUUGACGGUGAUAAAAUAAUGUUAGAUUGGUUUCGUAGUUAUUUAGUAAUUGUUUCACGUAAUAAUAAACAAUCAACAUCAACUACAACGUCAACGUCAGCAAUACCUGGUGUAAACAAUACUGCAGAUGGUACUAGUCAUUUAGUUACAGUUUUGGAUACACAAAAUAAAUUUUUAGUAUUUCAAGCUCCAAUACAACAAGUCAAAGCUGUUCUCAAUGAAUGGGGUGGUUUUUAUAUCAUUGAUGGAAAGAAUCAAAUGUAUCAUUUAGAAGAGAAAGAUUUACAAUCAAAAUUAAGUUUAUUAUUUAAAAAAAAUUUAUACGAUGUUUCGAUACGAAUGGCCAAGAAUCAACAAUACGAUAACGAUAGUUUAAUCGAUAUAUUCCGUCAAUAUGGUGAUCAUUUAUAUGCAAAAGGUGAUCAUGCUGGCGCUAUCGAUCAAUAUAUUAAAACCAUUGGUAAAUUAGAAUCCAGUUAUGUUAUACGAAAAUUCUUAGAUUCACAGCAUAUCGAUAAACUUACGUUAUAUUUACAGGCAUUACAUAAAAUGGGUCAAGCUACGGAAAAUCAUACAACUUUAUUAUUAAACUGUUACACGAAAUUAGAUCAUCGUGAUAAAUUAAAACAAUUUAUUUUAACAAAAGAUCGUGAACUUGAUUUUGAUAUUGAUAUUGCGAUACGUGUUUGUCGACGUGUUAGUUCUGAUGAUGCUUUGUUAUUAGCGAAAAAAUAUGAAAAACAUGAUUGGUAUUUAAAAAUACAAAUCGAAGAUCAAAAAAAAUAUUCGGAAGCAUUAACAUAUAUUGAAAAUUUAAAUUUUAACGAUGCCUCGUUAUAUUUUAAAAAAUAUGGGAAAAUUUUAAUUGAAAAUGUACCAACACAGAGUGUGGAAUUUUUAAAAAAACUCUGCUCUGAUUUUAAUUCAACAUCGUACGAUAGUAAAGAUACAUCCACCGAUGAAAAUGGAUCUAUUAUAAAUCGUUGUAAUCCAGAUGAGUUUAUUCAUUUAUUUUUGAAUAAUACCGAAAUUUUAGUUGAAUUCCUGGAAUAUUUAGUUGAACAACCGAUAAAAUAUUCAUCGUUAAUUUACGAUACAUUAAUUGAGAAUUAUAUAACAUUGUGGCAUCGUGGUAUACAAGCAAAUGAAAUUGAAACGAAAGUUUUGAAUUUAUUGCAAAAUGUCGAUGCGAAUUUUGAUAAAAAUCAAGCAUUAAUUAUAUGUCAAACACAUGGUUUUAGUCCUGGUGUUUUAUAUUUGUAUGAGGAUGCUAAAUUGUAUCAACAAAUAUUACGUUAUCAAAUGCGUCAAAAAGAUGGCGAUAUGCAAGCAGCUUUAGCAUGUUGUAAACGUUACGGUCAUCAAGAACCUACACUCUGGGUACAAGCGUUAUGGUAUUGUGCACGUAAUGUUGAUACAGAAUCAACGGAUAAUAAUAAAGAAUCGUUGGUAGAAAAUAUUUUACCAGAAAUAUUAAAUGUUAUUGCAAAAGAACGUUUAUUAUCACCAUUAAUGGUUCUGGAUUGUUUAUGUAGCUCGUCAACAAUCACACUAGGUGUCGUUCGUAAGUAUUUAAAUGAUGUGAUGUUAGCUGAAACGAAAUUAGCUGAUAAGGAACGUGAAAAUAUUGAAAAGUAUAAAGAAGAUACAUCGAAAUUACGUGCGCAUAUUAAACAGUUACGUGAUGAACCGAUUGUAUUUCAAGGAUCCCGUUGUGCUGCAUGCCAUCAUCAACUCGAAUUACCUGCAAUACAUUGUUUAUGUCAACAUUCGUAUCAUCAACAUUGCUUCCAAAGUUUCUCCGAUAACGAAUCAGAUUGUCCAGCAUGUCAACCAGAGAAUAAACAAUUGUCAGAAAUGAUUCGAUCCCAACAAUCUAGUCGUGAUUUACAUGAAACAUUCUUUAGUCAAUUAGAUCGUGCCGAAGAUACAUUCUCUUUAUUAUCCGAAUAUUUUGGACGUGGUGUAUUUAAUAAACUAACAGUGUUAACGGAUUCUACAUUGAUUACAUCACCGUCAUCACAAAUUAUUGCGGCGGAGCCGAUUUUAACUGGCACUGAUUAUAGUAAAUUGGAUGUAAAUAUUGCAAAUCGUAAUGUUAUUAAAAAGGAAGAACCCAAUUUUAAUUAUGGUCCAGGUGUUGAGAAUCGUUUACGUUUAAAUGAAGGCAAUAUUCCAAAGCCAGUGACAACCGCAAUCGCUGAACAUCAAAAACCAAACCAAAGAGCAACACGGCCAACAAACAUACCCGCAUCAGAAGGUCGUAUGCGUUUAGAGGAACAACGUUUUGAUUUACAAUAUAGUUCAUCGUUGGAAGCUAAUUUAACACGUACAAACUUUCCAACGGUACGUGGUGGUGGUAACGCUGUUGGUGGAGGUAUGUCUAAAUCAAAUUCAAUGUCAUCGAAUUCGGAUUCAACAAAACGAUUUGGAAAAUCUACACCAAGUGGUGGUAAUAAUCCAUUUGAAGAUGAGGAUCCAACGUAUGAUGAUACCUUAAAUCCAUUUGGUGAUAUAAAGGCUAAAGAUCCAACGAAUCCAUUUGAAGCUGAUGAUGAUUAUGAUAAAAAUUUAAAUCCAUUUGAAUAAAUCUUCAUAUUUAUUUUUGUAAAAGUUAAAUAGACGCCAUUAUUUCUUGUCUUACGAACGCUAGCAGACCUCAAAUUUACUUACAAAUAUACCAAUUAUAUAGUGUGUUAGGAUCGUACCAAGGAAAGCGCAGGCCAGAACAGUUACUCCCUUCCUGUUGGACCUCGAUUUACCAUUGAUUUGGUUGGUUAAGUACGUGUUUUUGUCAAAAUACUGUUAAAUUUAUGAAAUUUGACCUUUUCAAGACCUGUUUACCCAAUUUUGGCAACUGUCGUAUUUAUUUUUGACAUCAGAUAAUCUUCGUGAGACUAGAAUAUUCGUCCCAUCACUAAUAUGUAAUGUGUGUCCCAGUGUUAAAAUAAAUUAAAAUAUUUUUAUGUUUUAAAGAUAGAUAUGCCUGAGCUGGGACACGCCGCUACCAUAUUUUAAU
This is a messenger RNA of Chrysoperla carnea, 3879 nucleotides long. RefSeq names its product vacuolar protein sorting-associated protein 11 homolog (gene Vps11). Lineage: Eukaryota; Metazoa; Arthropoda; Insecta; Neuroptera; Chrysopidae. Gene Ontology annotation, cellular component: endosome; HOPS complex. The transcript is spliced from 11 exons. The coding region runs from base 87 to 3449 and encodes 1120 amino acids. Gene Ontology annotation, biological process: organelle fusion; vacuole organization; vesicle-mediated transport. The record is from RefSeq and is a predicted model, not a curated record. Gene Ontology annotation, molecular function: protein binding; protein-macromolecule adaptor activity.